Carya illinoinensis is the source of this 2305-nucleotide messenger RNA. RefSeq names its product disease resistance protein RUN1-like. Gene Ontology annotation, molecular function: ADP binding. Bases 1 to 1086 code for a protein of 361 amino acids. The transcript has 3 exons. The record is from RefSeq and is a predicted model, not a curated record. Gene Ontology annotation, biological process: signal transduction; defense response. Lineage: Eukaryota; Viridiplantae; Streptophyta; Magnoliopsida; Fagales; Juglandaceae.
AUGGCCUUGCAACCAGCUCUUCCAUGGGUUUAUGAUGUGGUCUUGAGUUUUAGAGGUGAAGAUGUUCAACAAAACUUUAUUUCUCACCUAUAUGAUGCUUUGCGUAAAAAGGGAAUCAAUACUUAUAUUGAUGAGCACCUUGAAAGAGGAAAGGAAAUUUCACUGACACUUCUCAAAGCUAUUGAGGAGUCAAGGAUUUCGAUUAUCGUUCUUUCUAAAAACUAUGCAUCAUCCACGUGGUGUUUGGAGGAGCUGAUGAAGAUUCUCGAGUGCAGAGAAAUGAAACAACAAAUAGUUAUACCGGGAUCUUUGGAUGGGGGAAUUGGAAAGAAAACUAUUGCCAAAGCGAUAUAUAAUAUAAUUUCUUCUAAAUAUGAAGGUAGUUGUUUCUUGAAAAACAUUAGAGAAACAUCACAGAGCGAGUAUGGUCUAGUCCAAUUGCAAGAGACUCUUCUUUCUAAUAUCCUAGGAGCAUCUUCUGUUUGUAAUAUUGGCCACGUCGACAGAGGAAUCAAUGUGUUAAAGAAUAAACUUUGUUAUAAAAGAGUUCUUCUAAUUCUUGAUGAUGUGGAUGAUUGGGAACAAUUGAAAGCUUUGGCCGGAAAUCGUGAUUGGUUUGGUUCUGGCUAUAGAAUCAUUAUAACAACAAGGGAUAAAAAUCUACUGAGUAACUAUGAAGUUGAUGCAACAUAUGAAGUGGAGGAAUUGAACCAUUAUGAAGCUCUAGAGCUAUUUAGUUUGUGUGCCUUUAAAAGAAAGAAACCACUUGAUAACUACGUGGAACUUACACAACGUAUAAUACGUUAUGCUGGGGGCCUUCCUCUAGCUUUGGAAGUGCUUGAUUUGGAUCUACAUGGUAAAAGUAUACAUGAAUGGGAAAGUGCUAUGGAAGAGUACAAAAGAAUUCCUCACGAGAAGAUUCAACAAAUACUUAGAACGAGCUAUGAUGGUUUGCGUGAAAGUGAGAAGAAGAUUUUUCUUGACAUUGCAUGUUUCUUUAAGGGAGAGAAUGUAGAUUAUGUUGUGAAAAUAUUAGAUAGUUGUGGUUUAAAUCCAAAUAUUGGAAUAAAAAAAACUGAUGGAUAAGUGUCUCAUUACCAUUGAUGAUUGCAAUAAAUUUGAGAUGCAUGACUUGCUACAAGAUAUGGGUAGAGAAAUUGUUUGAGAAGAAUUACCAAAAGAGCCCAGUGGACGCAGUAGAUUGUGGUAUCAUGAAGAUAUUCGUCAUGUACUUGAAGAAAAUACGGUAAGAAUAACUUUCAAAAAUGAUUUUAGUUUACGCAUGUUUGGUAAUUUACAAGAAAAUACGAAUUUUUUGCAACCAAAAACUUUGUCCACAAAAGUCAUUUAUGUUGCAGUGGAACCAAUUAUAAAAAUGUAGAUUUUUCUUAUAAUUAUUUUCGAGUAAAUGGUGAUGAAGAAAUGCAUUUGUAAGUGCAUAUAUAUACUGGCUGUCCAUUGAACUAUAUAUUAUAAUUCUAGCAGUUACCAAAUUAUUAUAUAGAGGAUUUAAUGCUUUACUGUAUUGUCUCACCAUGUAGGGAACAAACCAAAUUGAAGGCAUACUAAUAGAUUUACCUAAAGAAGACAUCAUAUGCUUGAAUUCGGAGGCAUUCAUGAAGAUGAAAAACCUGAGAUAUUUCAUAAAUCAUAAUGCACGCUUCUCUGGAGUCCUAAUUAUCUUUCUAACGAGUUAAGAGUGCUUAAUUGGGUGGGAUAUCCUUCACAAUCGUUGCCAUAUAAUUUCCAUGGAAGGAAGCUUGUUGAUCUCAGAAUAAGUGAUAACCUCUUGAAGGAAUUGGGAGUGGGAUUCCAGAAUUUCCAGAACUUGUCCAAGAUGCACUUCUCUCGUUGUGAAUUUCUGACAAAAAUCCCCAAUCUUUCUCGGAUUCCAAAUUUAGAGUGGUUGGAUGUUGCUGAUUGUACAAACUUAGUUGAGGUUCAUUCUUCUUUUGGAUCCCUUGAUAGGCUUGAGCAUCUCUCAUUUGCCAACAAAGCUCAAGUUUAGGUAUCUUAAAUGCCUCUGGGUUGACGGUUGCUUAAGCCUUCAAAAUUUCCCUGAAAUCGAGUUUGAAAGGGAAUGUUUAAGGAAUCUUAGUUUAGCAAACACCGAUAUAAAAGAAUUGCCUUUAUCCAUUGAGCACCUCUCUGGGAUUGAAAUAUUACAUCUAAGAGGCUUCAAAAAUCUUCUGCAUCUCCCCACUGGAAUUCUUCGAUUACGACGUCUGAAGGCUCUUUGUCUAGCUGGCUGUUCAAAAGUUGUUUUUAUUUCAAAUAUCUUGAAGGAUGAUUGUUGCUCAAUAGA